AAGGAUUUGUACAAUUACAUUGAUCAGCAAAAGAGAGCUAAGAUAAAUGAUGGCGAUGCAUUUGCUGCAUUAUCUUAUCUCCAAGCCAAAGCAGACAGUGAUAGUUUUAUGUUUUCCAAGUUCACAACCACAGAAGAGGGGAGGCUCGAUAACUUGUUUUGGUCGGAUGGUGUAAGCAGGCUUGAUUACCAUUGCUUUGGAGAUGUUGCUUUUGACACUACGUACAAAAAGAACAAGUAUAACAAGCCUUUGGUUGUUUUUUCUGGGUACAAUCAUCACGGCGAAACAGUUAUCUUUGCGUGUGCCUUAGUAUCCGAUGAGAAGACAGAAACGUACAAGUGGGUUCUGGAAACUUUUUGUGAAUGCAUGUUUGGUAAACAUCCUAAGGCAGUUGUCACUGACGGAGAUGGUGCGAUGCGUGAAGCGAUUAGGGCAGUGCUUCCGAGCUCCUUUCAUAGGCUUUGUGCUUGGCAUCUUCACAAAAAUGCAUGCGAUAAUGUUAAGAACUCACGUUUUCUAGAAGAUCUUAAUCCUCUAAUUUAUGGUAACUUUAGCCCUGAUGAUUUUGAAAGCAGGUGGAAGAAGACCGUUGAUGAACAUGGAGUUGCAAACAAUAAUUGGGUUAAGAAAGUUUAUGACAUGAAGACGAUGUGGGCAAGUGCAUAUAUGCGUGACAAGUUUUUUGCCGGUAUUCGGACAACGUCCAUCUGUGAAGGAAUUAAUUCAUUCAUUAAGCGGUAUGUGCAGAACAAAAACAGCCUUGUUGAUUUUAUGCAUAAUUUUGAAAGAGCCGUAAAAGAGUAUAGACAUAAUGAAUUAAUUUCUGAUUUUAAAUCCUUGUAUACUGACCCUCUGUUGACCACUCCUCUACAUGUCUAUGAGUCGUGGGCUUCACAAGUCUUUACAAGGAAUAAAUUUUGUGAGGUUAGGAAACAGAUUGAGAAUGUUGCUAGACUUAAUUUAGUUGAAAGGGUUGAGCAUGGUGG
Cuscuta epithymum is the source of this 986-nucleotide messenger RNA. Lineage: Eukaryota; Viridiplantae; Streptophyta; Magnoliopsida; Solanales; Convolvulaceae. The record is from the annotation of a GenBank genome assembly.